Melanaphis sacchari is the source of this 2101-nucleotide messenger RNA. It is a transcript of the gene PPP4R2r, whose product is annotated as serine/threonine-protein phosphatase 4 regulatory subunit 2. The record is from RefSeq and is a predicted model, not a curated record. NCBI's taxonomy places the organism in Eukaryota, Metazoa, Arthropoda, Insecta, Hemiptera, Aphididae. The coding region runs from base 464 to 1921 and encodes 485 amino acids. Gene Ontology annotation, molecular function: protein phosphatase regulator activity. Gene Ontology annotation, biological process: protein dephosphorylation. The transcript has a single exon. Gene Ontology annotation, cellular component: protein phosphatase 4 complex; cytoplasm; nucleus.
CGAUAUUUUAUUCAAAUUAAAACCGUACCAGUGUGUAUUUAGCAUUUUAACCGUGGCUAUUAAUUGUUGUUAUUUGUUUUUUUAUCGAGAAAUCAUAGUUCGACACUGUUGAAUUGACACUCGACUCGACACUGUUCCAUGACACGGGCGCGUGCGCGCUACGCCAGUUGUGCAGUUUCCUUAUCUGUUUUCGUUUCGACUUCCGAGCAUUUCUAUAGUACUAGCGGACGGCGGCUGAAUUGUUGUUUACGGUUUUUUUAUUGUUACAUUUAAAUAAUAACAUUUAUACGUUAUUAUUAUUAUUAUUAUUAUUGCUUAGCGUUCGCUUUGUGUUUCGAGUUUUUGUAUGGUACAUCAACAAACAAUCGGACCUACGUGAUACGGAAAUAAAAAGAGAGGACGGACACGCACAAGUUGGUAUCCUACGCUUAAUGUUACUACCAUCCGGUGUUCGCACUUUGCAAUGAUUGAGAACGCUGAAUUGGUCAUGCAAAUGCUGGAGAUGUACCAGAUGUACAAACAACAGGUUCCUGUGGAACUUGAAGAGUACUUAAGGUAUGUCGCCAAGACCGGCAACACACUAUUUCAGUGGACGUUGGUCAAGCCAUUCAUCCGUGAAAAGAUAAUGAACGUCAUUGCUGAGUUUGCAGAACAGUCUGCGCUGUCUGAUAUACCACCAUACCCAAAUGUUGACCCUUUCAACUACGAGGCCAUGAAGACUAUGUUGUUGGAACGUUUUGAUACUUUCAACGGUCCUCCAUUUACUAUACAAAGGCUUUGCGAACUGUUGUCUUGUCCAAGAAAGGAAUACAAUCGUGUAGACAAGUUUAUGCGCGCCGUGGAAAAAAAUAUAUUGGUCGUCAGUACUUGCGAGUUGAGACCUAAGCGAGAAGAGCCCAUUGUCAAUGGUGUCCCAGACCGAUGGGAAAAUGGAAAAGAGUCCGAUAUCAAUAUGGACUUGGUUGAUAAAAAUAAUGUUAUUGCAGACGUAAGUGUCUUAAAUGGUAAUGAUACAGUUGAAAGUCUUUUGAAUGAACUGGAAUCUAUGAAAACACCUGAAACUAAGUUGGACGAAUCAAAGACAGAACACAAAGAUCAUCUUGCUGCUCAAGUUACUGAUGAAGUAGAAUCUAAUAUUACACCUGACGAACCUAAACAAGAUACUCCAAUACUAAUCACUCAAGAUAUACCUCAGACACAGAUUACAGACUCGACAGAAGCUGUAGAACCAGUUGAUAUUGAUGUCUCACAAAAUGUUGCUGUUGAAAAUGAAUCUAUAGUUGACCAACCAAAAGAGCUAAGCUCUAAAGUCUCUGAAAUUCAACCUGUUGAAGUAAAAGAACAAAUUGUAAAUGAACCUGUUGAUGAACUUAAGGAUUUAUCCCAUGAUAUAGAGCUUGAAAUUGUCAAACCGAAAACUGAAGAACCAAUUGUAGAAAGUAAUAAAUUGGAUAACUUGGAAUUAAUACCAACAGAUGUAGAUCGAGUAGAAGGUUCAAUUAUUCAUCAAACUCCAGAUGCUGAUAAUAAAGUAGAACUAGAAUUAGAGGUUUCACAACCAGCAGUCGUAUUGGAAAAACCAGACAAAGAUCCUGAAUGUAUGGACGUACAAGUUGAAGACAUAUCCAAAAGUAUGGAAUCAGAAGUAAUUUUUGAUAAUGUACAAGAGGAAUGUACAAAACCUACAGAAAUUCAUAAUGAUAAACAACACGCUGAUGAAUCUACUGUUGAUGUACCUACUACAGACUCAAUUUCUACAGAUAUGGAGGUAGAAUUAGAGAAGACAGAAAAUGACAUUAUUCUUGAUGUCAUACCACAAGAAAAUGUUAAAGAAAAUGAAGACACCUCAACAUCAGAGCCUAAUACAACUGUUGAAGAACCUCAGAUACAGGAUGAAAAUAAAUUGACUGAAAGUGAAUAGUCUUAGUAAAUAUUAGACCUAAACAAAUAUUAUAUACAUUGACUGGUUAGGUUAAUAAUAAUGAAAUUUUAUCAAUUAGGUAAAAGUUAUGUAAAAUUUAAUGUUUAUAUGUACCUACGUGAUAAAUUCAGAAUAAGUUAUUUCAUUUACUGUACAAAAUUAUUUGCAAAUAUUGCUAUU